CCCCGGCUGCUACCAUCUACCCGAGCAGUUCACUUCAUUGUACUGACGGUGCUCAUCAAUUAGGCGAGAAUUAAGCCGUUUUAGAUGCAAUAGUAGUCUUUGAGCGCUUCGAAAGGGAUUAUAAACAGCCGGAAAGAGACGCAGAUAAGUUUUGAGUGCGGGCAGGCGGAGAGGAACGAAACACAGACAUGCCCUCCGUGAUGGAGCGCUCGGGGGCCGGGGUCCUGUCCAGGAGCAGAGCCAAGACCGUAACCAACGGCAACAGCCAGCCGCACUCUGAAGAAGAGAGCAGCGAUGAAGAGCAUGCUCAUGACAGCAUGAUCAGAGUGGGAGGAGACUACCAGGCUCAGAUCCCAGAGUUCAAACCAGACAGUCCAACCCGCUACAAUGAGAAGGACCAGAGGAGCAUGCUGGUCUGGUGUCCCAACAGUCACCUUUCUGAUGCAAUGUUGGACGAGUACAUCCUGAUGGCGAAAGAGAAACAUGGAUACAACAUGGAGCAGGCUCUGGGCAUGUUGCUAUGGCACAAGCACGACGUGGAGCGCUCACUCGCCGACCUAGCCAACUUCACCCCGUUCCCAGACGAGUGGACAGUGGAGGAUAAAGUGCUGUUCGAGCAGGCUUUCAGCUUCCAUGGCAAGAGCUUCCACCGCAUCCAGCAGAUGCUUCCAGAUAAGCUGAUCUCCAGCCUGGUGAAGUAUUACUACAGCUGGAAGAAGACCAGGACCAGGACCUCGGUCAUGGACCGUCAGGCCAGGAGGCUGGUCAACAAAAGAGAGAAAGAUGACAGUAAUGAUGAUCUGGAGGAAGGUGACCCAGGCAGUGACAGUGACUUUGAGAUUGACACCAAGAAAGAGGCAGUGAAACAGAACCCCAACAACGCCAGCUCUGACAAGGCGACCCCCAGCCGCUCUGGGCCAGUGAAGAAGGAAAGUAUCGGGGCUCAGUACCGCCACCACCCGCUCAGAGCACGCCGCAGGCCACCCAAAGGCAUGUACCUGGAGCAGGGAGACAUCACGUCCCUGUCGGCCUCCCACGACGCCGGUGUGCUAACUGUACGACAGCUGGACACGCAGUUGGUGUCACUCAAGAGACAGGUUCAGUCUAUUAAACAGAACAACAGUAGUUUGAAACAGAGCUUAAAUGAAGGUGUUGACACUUUCAGACCUGCUGAGCCUGUCUCUAAGAUGAACUCUCGUUGGACCACAGAGGAGCAGCUCCUGGCUGUACAGGCUAUCCGUCGCUAUGGUAAAGACUUUGCAGCUAUUGCUGAGGUGAUAGGGACCAAGACACCAGCUCAGGUGAGUUCGUUCUUCGUGAGCUACCGGCGCCGCUUCAACCUGGAUGAGGUGCUGAGGGAGUGGGCGGCUGAGCAGGUGGCCACCAGCCGCGACCAGAGAGACCCCAGGAGGAGCGGCGAGGAGAUGGCAGCUGCUACAGAUGGAGCCGCCGAGGAGGAUGAGGUCAAAAUGGAGGACUCUCCUUCGGACGCCGCCGCCGGUUCUACUCCCCCCUCCUCCACUCAGCCCCCUUCCUCCCUCUCCCAGCCUCCUCCGCUGCUGCGCCCUGCACCUCCCUCUGCUCCCCCCAGCCUCCUCCGCCAGCCUCCUCCUCUGCAGACGCGCCCGCUCCAGAACCGAGCGCCCCACAACCACCCUCCACCUCCGCUCAUCCGGCCUGCAGUGACCUCCUCGUCGUCCUCCUCCACCGGGAGCUCCAGCCUCAGGGCGUCUCCUCCCAGCUCCUCGUCCUCCGCCGCAGGACAGAUGCAUCCGUCGCUGGUCGGGCUGAAAGUGGAGCAGCCCAUCUCGCACUGAUACACAAACACACGCGUGCACACACACAUAAUAGGAAUAGAAACACACACACACACACACACACACACAAAUUAGCAUGCAGACCCUGUAACGCCAUCGCUCCUAGCCUUUGUUUCUGGGACCGUUACACAUCACAUGACCACGCGAUUGAGUGGAUACACUCAGGUCCCUUUGGUGACAUCACAGCUCUUAAAAUGAGGCAGGAAAUGUGUGGGUACCCCCGCAGGUCUACUUUGUUAGGCAGUGGCCUGAAGCCUCUUCACUGUAUUAAGAAACACCUACCUCCACGUCUUCUUUCAUUAGCAUCAACACACACACACACUCUACAAAAAAAACAGUACCUACAAACCCAAAACAAAGACACUGGAUCGUCAAGCUGUUGAAGGAAGCCAUGACCAGAGAGCAAAACCCACCUGCUUGUUUCCAUGGAAACUGCUGAACAUCUGGAUUACCGCAGAGUGCGGCUGAAAACACACACACACACAUUAUAUAUACAUAUAUCUAUACUGUAGAGUCCACUGGGCAGGUAUCAAGUCGUCCGAACAACAUUCAGGAAAAUCAAAUGAACAAACGAAAGAAAGCCAGAAGAAGAGUCGCCCACAUCAGAGCCAAACCUGAGGUCACAUAGAUUUAGGAAAAACCUUCAGAUUGUUGGAAAUUAUGUGAAGAAAACUCGCCUUUUCCUGCUGAGCUUUGCUUUAAAACUUGAGAGGCGUGAUAAGGUACUUUUUUUGCAAAGGAAGCGGCUUUUGUAAUCAGAGCCGUGCUAUGAGUUUAUCAUUAAGGCUUUAAAUAGUUGAAGCUGUUGAAAAAAAGAAGAGCGAGAGAUCCCUCCUCUUCUCUCAUAGCCAUGUAUUACUAUUAACUGGAGUGAUGUUUCCCUUUUUUGACUAGACUUUUAAAGUGAGCUCUAGGUAGGCAGUUAGUUAAUGUAAGUAGUUUAGAUAGUGCAUACUUUAUUAUGAUGAUUAUUGACUGAGCACUACGGAGAAAGAGCCUUUAAAACACGUGACUGGACUUUGUCUUGCUUUUCAAGAAGCCAUUUGCCACAGUUUUUUUUUUUUUACUGGCUCAGCGUUUAAGCCCUACUGCUUAAUGUCUUAAUGCUGAACGAAACAUUAGCCUCUGUGUAAAGUGUGCGUGUAGAGGACUGGUUUACAAAGUGAAGGGGACGACUGACCUUUCCUGACAUCUGACAGAUAACCGUACACUGAAAAAUAAAAUCCUCUUCCACUCUCUG
Molecule: messenger RNA, 3057 nt
Organism: Micropterus salmoides (largemouth bass)
Lineage: Eukaryota; Metazoa; Chordata; Actinopteri; Centrarchiformes; Centrarchidae
Gene: rcor2
Product: REST corepressor 2
Exons: 14
Coding region: 189-1817 (542 amino acids)
Biological process (GO): regulation of transcription by RNA polymerase II; negative regulation of DNA-templated transcription
Cellular component (GO): transcription regulator complex; histone deacetylase complex
Molecular function (GO): transcription corepressor activity
Source: RefSeq, a predicted model, not a curated record